UUUUAAGAAAAAUACAGUUCCGCCCACGAAAGUUAAAUACAGUCUAGUAUUCGACUGGUUAACGUGAAAGGCCGACCAGGAAGAGACAUUAAGCAGAGCUGAAGAAUGAGCUACCCUGGAUACCCCCCUCAAGGUGGUGCAUACCCUCCACAGCCCGGGGCCUACCCCCCACAACCGGGUGCUUACCCACCUCAGCCUGGAGUUUACCCUCCCCAAGCAGGGGGUUACCCACCACAGCCAAACACCUACCCUCCUCAACCUGGUGCUUAUCUUCCACAGGGUGGUGGUUAUCCACCACAAGGUGGAGGAUACCCACCACAAGGUGGAGGAUACCCACCACAGGCUGGAGGCUACCCACCGGCACCACCUACAGGCAGUUGGGGAGGUGGUCCAGCAGGUGGAUAUCCAACUAUUGGUCUUGACAACUUAUCUAAUCCUGGAUACAAUGCUGGCAUGGCCAGCCAGAUUUCUGCGGGCAUGAAGAGUUUUACCCCAAACCUAUCUAUGUUCAUCCAAGCACCUGGGGGGUACCCACCAGUCCCCGAAGCUGGUGGGUAUGGUGCCUCCAGCCCUAACCAACAGUCAUAUGGCAUGUACCCACAGCCAGGAGGAACCAUGCCCCAACAUCAAGGGCCAGGGAUGGGCUACCCUGGUCAGCCUGGCCAACCAAUGGCUGGAUACCCUGGUGCACCUUCACCCAACCCGCCCAUGCCUGGCUAUGGAGGAGCACCAGCACCUAUGCCCGGGUACCCACAAGGCCCUUCACCAAAUCCAUCCAUGCCGUCCUACGGAGGAGGAGCCAUGCCAAUAGCUCCACCUGUAAAUAGAGGAUUCAGAGGAUCGAUCAAUGACUUUCCUGGCGCUGACCCACUCAGAGAUGCUGAGGUCCUGAGGAAGGCCAUGAAGGGCUUUGGAACUGAUGAACAAGCCAUUAUUGAGCUACUGGGAAGUCGUUCCAAUAAGCAACGUGUGCCUAUGCUCCGAGCCUACAAAACCUCCUAUGGAAAGGAUCUGAUUAAGGACCUGCAUUCAGAACUGUCUGGGGACUUCAGGAAGCUGGUCAUGGCCAUGUUGAAGACCCCUGCUGAAUUUGAUGCCGAUGAACUCAACAGUGCCAUUAAGGGAGCUGGAACUGAUGAAGCCUGUCUGAUAGAGAUCCUGUCCUCUCGAUCCAAUUAUGAAAUCAAGGAGAUAAAUCGAAUUUACAAACAAGAAUACAAGAAAUCACUGGAGGAUGCAAUUAGUGGGGACACCUCAGGCCAUUUCCGCAGACUCCUGAUAUCUCUUUCUCAGGGUAAUCGGGAUGAAUCAGAGAAUGUUGAUAUCUCCCUGGCUAAACAAGAUGCUCAGGCUCUGUAUGCUGCCGGAGAAAACAAACUGGGAACAGAUGAGUCUAAAUUUAAUGCUAUUUUGUGUGCCAGGAGCAAACCCCAUCUCAGAGCAGUGUUCCUGGAGUACCAGCAUAUGUGUGGCAGGGACAUUGAGAAGAGUAUUGUCAGGGAGAUGUCUGGAGACCUUGAGAGUGGCAUGUUGGCAGUGGGGUUAUGGUACAGUAAAACUAUUUCUAGACUUAUCAUUUACAUUUCUUUCUUUGGUAUUGUACACUCAUUUUUUACAUUGUCAUUCUCUGGUGUGGUACUGCAGUGUUCACUUUGUCGCUGUUGUGUUGCAUUUUUUAACUGAGUGGACAGUGUUGUGUUUUGUGACUUCUUAUGCAGAUUUUUCAAAAUAUGGAUUCCUUAAAAGCUGCCUUUAUCAAUAUUUGACCACUAGGGGGCCGACAUUCAGAGUGAGUCUUAACAUUAGGGUAUCAUGCCUGCAGAGCAGCCUGUUUCUGAGCAAGGGAAACAACUGAAGUUCAUCAUUCAGUCAGCCUUUAGCUCUGUUUAACCACCAUCUGUCCUUGAGAAGGGCCACUUAUUUUUUACAUGCUCUAUGUUCAUUUUUUUUUUUUUAUCACAGAUUUUUUUGCCUGCUAUUUUAUGUUGCUUACAGUGGGUUUGGGAGAGCCUACAAGCUAUGGAAUUGUCACAUUAAUCAGAUGGUGGGUGCUCAUUCAGAUAGUCAAAGUUCUAGACUCAGCUGAGCUACAAGAUUAGUCGAUACAUAUCACAGUAUGCAAAUAUUGAUGCAGUUUCACAUUAGCUUAUUUGCCAUCCUCCACUGUAUUUCUUUGAAUUUAUUUUUCACUUGCUGGGUGCUGUGCUGGGUAUCACCACUAAUUUCCUGAAUCAAUUUGAUUUGGUUCACAACAGCCUGAUUAAAUUAAAUUUUGAUUUAAUCUAAUUUGAUAUUGAUUCAUUUACAGAUAUUUAUGUAACAACACAAACUUUUCUGGAAUAUUAAACACUGAGCCUGUUUACAUGAUCGUCAAAAUCAGAUAUCUGGGAGUAAUCAGAUUAUUGUAAUAUUCUGAUAUGACACAUUUAAAUGCACUUCUGAAAUAUGAUAUUUGAAAAAUGGUUAUCUACAUUUACAAGUCCGUUAUCAAAUUUAUUUUGGACUACAUACGUGUGUGAUGUAUUUUUUAAAUGUAUGUUUGUUAAACAUGGCAGAGCCAACGGUCUUAGCGUUAGCUGCUCAUGUCAGAGGCAGAAAGCUGCUCAGUAGUUUACAGGUAAAUAUGAUCAAAUGAUGAAUGGAAAAAACAUCUGAAUUUGGUGUUAUCUCGUCAAGAAAAGUAGAUUUGUGAUGGAAAUGAUGCAAGCAACCUAAGAUCUUACAGAGCAUUGGUAAGUCACGCAAGAGUAGGGUCACUGUUGUCACUGAGAACAGGAAACAUAUAAAAAUAAUUGCUCCACAAGUUUUUAUGAAUCGAUAUAGAAAUAAUUAGAUUUGAAUCAAUUCAAAUUGACUAAGUGUUUUUUUUUGUUUUUUAUAAACCCAGCUCUACUUUCUAGGUUGUUUACUGUAUGCUCCUCAUCUUUUUUUUUUUUUUUUUUUUUUAAGAUAUUAUGCUAUGCAUCUAAUUAUGA
Molecule: messenger RNA, 2975 nt
Organism: Melanotaenia boesemani (Boeseman's rainbowfish)
Lineage: Eukaryota; Metazoa; Chordata; Actinopteri; Atheriniformes; Melanotaeniidae
Gene: anxa11a
Product: annexin A11a
Exons: 13
Coding region: 106-1683 (525 amino acids)
Biological process (GO): phagocytosis; cytokinetic process
Cellular component (GO): cytoplasm
Molecular function (GO): calcium-dependent phospholipid binding; calcium ion binding
Source: RefSeq, a predicted model, not a curated record